Molecule: messenger RNA, 1680 nt
Organism: Prosopis cineraria
Lineage: Eukaryota; Viridiplantae; Streptophyta; Magnoliopsida; Fabales; Fabaceae
Product: putative RING-H2 finger protein ATL21A
Exons: 2
Coding region: 255-1361 (368 amino acids)
Molecular function (GO): polysaccharide binding
Source: RefSeq, a predicted model, not a curated record
GUGCAUUUCCGCUCCACAAUCUCCCGGGAGGGCGUAGCUGUGGAGGUGAGAAAGGUAUGUAAUCUAUAACUGCAGAAUUUUAUAAAUAUGAUACACAAUUCAUUCAGCUCAUCCAACUUCACAUAGACAUGAUAGAAAAGAACAUAACCAAAAAAAAAAAAAAAGGAUGAACGUAACCCGACAGUAGUUUUUUAAUUGAUCAAUGACAUAAGAGGACAAGACACACGGCAUAAGCAUAAAGUUUAAAACCGCAUAUGAUAGUGGCAAAUCAAAAGAGUAAAUUGGCAAACCGAAAGUCAGUACUCAGUAGUCCUCCACUCCACAACAUGAACAUUCGCUUCCUCCUCCUCUUCUACAUUCUUCCUCCAGCAAGCAUAGAAACAUGCUCAGACGCCGUUUGUCAGGACGAUAACCUGACAGUCCGAUUCCCGUUUCGAAUCCAACAGAGUCAGCAGCAGCCAAAGUCGUGUGGUUAUCCAGGUUUUGAUGUAUCUUGCAGUAACCAAGGCCAAACACAGCUGAAACUCCCAUCCUCUGGGGGAGAAUUCAAUAUCCGAGGAAUAGAUUAUGCAGCACAAGAACUAUGGAUCAAUGAUCCCGAGAACUGCCUCCCAAAACGCAUUCUCUCCCUCAAUCUCACUGGAUCUCCAUUUAGCGGCGUUUAUUAUCAAGAUUUCUCAUUCUUCAACUGUUCCUCGGAGUAUCUCAAGUAUCGGUAUACCCCAAUAGCUUGCCUUAGCAAUUCCAACUAUACUGUUUUUGCCACGUCUUCCAGAUCGGUUUUCAGGCACUUGUUGGCAGUUUGUAGUUUCAUUGCCACCGUUAGGGUUCCGGUUCAGCAGCCGUUUUACGAGCACGUAUCGUCGUCAGACCUGAGCGAUGACCUCCGGCUGUCGUGGGAUUCGCCGCCGUGUGGGAAGUGCGAGUCCCGUGGUGGGCGGUGUGGGUUCCAGAUCAAUUCCACUGCUGACAUUGCUUGCUCCUACUUUCCUUCCCAAGGGAUUUCAAAGGGAGCACGUUAUGCCAUAGGCAUAGGCAUUGGAGUGCCGGCUAUGUUGGGCCUCAUCGGGAUGCUGUAUUACGUCGGCGAGAGGUGUAGAAGGGUCGAGACAUAUGUUGGGCCGGAACCGCAGUCCGCAAUGGCGUCGGGCCUUGAUGGGCCGACGAUAGAGUCGUACCCAAAACAAGUGGUGGGAGAGGCGGAGGAAGGGAGGUGCCCAAUAUGCCUGAGCGAGUACAGGCCCAACGAGACGCUCAAGACCAUACCUGCAUGCCUCCACUCCUUCCAUUCUCACUGCAUCGACGCAUGGCUUCCCUUGAAUGCUUCCUGCCCUCUUUGCAGGAAGAUUAGUUCUUGUUGACUGUUGAGCUGGCGUUGAACCUCUACACCCACAAGCUUCCAGUUUCCAUGGUUGUACUUCUCCAACAAUUGCUGACGAGGUGAGACCUAGUGCAGAGACCACCACGUGUCUCAACUCUACUAUCUCAUUUUCAAGGGCUGUAAAUUGAUGUCUCUACCACUCUGCCUGUCAAGGAGUCAAAUAGAUCUUUCUUGCUGCACUUGACAAUUUCAAGCAACCAAACUGCUCUCCUUUUUUCAUUAAAAAAAAGAAAAGAGUGAAUGAGUGUACAUAAUUCAACGCACAAUAACAUUUCCAUAAGCAAAAGGUUUUGAUAAUA